CAGGAGCACGACUCUUCCAUAACCCCACGACCCUACUUUUUGAGAAAAUAAGUCGGCGGCGGAUUGGUGGAGCCCGGUCACGUGACCACCGCUUGCGCUGGAGUUUCUACUACAGCUGGGAGGGAGCCGCUCGAGAGAGGAGGACAGAGCGCGAGAGGCGGCUGAGCCUGCGACGCUUCGCACAAAGUUUCUGCAGCAUGGGAGACAAGAGGAGUCCGACGAGGUAAAAGCAAACAGAAAGAAACUCCCUCAGCCGCGGCUUCAAGACACCCGAGACCGCCUCAAGGCUUGAAACAGACCAUUAGGCAGCGCGCGCCUGAAUGAGAAAGACGCAACAGAGUGGCCACCAUGGCGGACUGGCUGUUUCUAUCGACCUAAAGUGUCAUUUAUUAAAAAACACAAACACUGCGUCGCUUGCGCAGGCGUCCGGCUGACUCUUUGCAUGGAUGGGAUCAGAUAUGUGUGUCGAAGAUAUCUACAGUCCGAGAUGUGAUGUUCUCUCUGUUUGUUUUGCUUUUUGAAGGCCGAAAAAACGCGACGAAACGGCCCUCCUCCGACGACGGCUACUGGGACUGCAGCGUGUGUACGUUCAAGAACAGCGCCGAAGCGUUCAAAUGCAUGAUGUGCGAUGUCAGGAAGGGAACGUCAACGCGGAAACCUCGUCCUGUCACACAGCAGUUUGCUUCACCCACACAGCCCAAGAAAGAGAAAAAGGAAAAGACCGAGAAGGACAAGAACGAGAGAGAACUGACACUGAAAAAGAACAGCCACAAGAAAAUGAGGCCCAGGUUAAAAAAUGUGGACCGGAGCAGCGCACAACAUCUGGAAGUGACAGUGGGAGAUCUGACGGUUAUCAUAACAGACUUUAAGGAGAAAACUAAGCCCUCCUCCAGUUCGUCCUCCAGCGCAGCAUCUGGAGACCACCACAGCCAGAGCGGAUCCAACUCAGACAACACAGAGAAGGGGAUCUCCAGAUCCUCGUCCCCGCGAGGGGAGGGUUCCUCACUCAACGGGGAAUCUCACUAAGAACGCGUGGAUUACGAACGUUACUUCCAGUCUCCUGCACCUAAUAUAUCCAUUUUAAACGAACAGUCACAGGAGCGUGCUUAUGUAUGCCAAGACUUACCGAGACGCAGACUUAACCCAGCAAUAUAAGCCAUCUCUCACUACUACCACAGUUAUAAGAUCAGAAGCAUAGGAUCUCACCACAAUACACUCAUCCAGGUUUGUUACAAUGCCCAGUAGGUCAGCUUGAGAUAAACUGUAGAAUUUGUAAGCAAUUUUGAUGAUUGAAUUUUGACAAUUUAAUUCCUAUAGCACGUGGUAGUAUUAUGAAUCAGAUAAGUGUUGUUGUCUGUUUGAAUUUGGACAUUGACACCCAUUCUCGUUCUCUUCAUUAUCGUCAUAUAAUUACAUAAACCCUUAUUUUUUAAAACCACAAUCUGUAAUUUCUGCAACAGCACCCAUUAAGUCUUGACAGUUAGCCCUGGGGCUUAUAAACAUUCAACUGGAACAUUGUUGUGAGCGUAUUUGCUUCUACAUUAAGGACGUGUCAGUUGCAAAUUGUAACUUUAAUAUACUUUCAAUGCAUUACAUGAUGGGCGUCAAGCCAUCUAUGAAUAACCUGUGACCCAAACAGGACUUCCUUUCUCAACUGUUUGUUGCACCUGUUGGUACUUUUUGUAUGGUUUUAUGAGACGCAGAAAUUAAUUGUCUAAUUUGUUCUUGUUCAUGUUGUUUUAUUUGAAACUUGUCAUAGAUUGCAUCACUUGUGCGGCUAGUUCUACCAGCGCUGUUUUUUUGUGUUAGAUUGUCUUGAUAUAAUUCUGUUAAUUCCACAACAAACAUAACAUUUAUGACUAAAAAUGACAAAUGUAUUUGUAAGAUGUUGAAUUCAUCCCCUCCUUUAUGAUGAACGGUGGUAUAUAAAUAUAUUGCUGUAGAAGAAAUAUCUCUUAAUAAAAUGUAAGAUUUAGAA
Cyprinus carpio (common carp) is the source of this 1978-nucleotide messenger RNA. RefSeq names its product YY1 associated factor 2. Gene Ontology annotation, biological process: positive regulation of DNA-templated transcription. Bases 493 to 1026 code for a protein of 177 amino acids. The transcript is spliced from 3 exons. Gene Ontology annotation, cellular component: nucleus. Lineage: Eukaryota; Metazoa; Chordata; Actinopteri; Cypriniformes; Cyprinidae. The record is from RefSeq and is a predicted model, not a curated record. Gene Ontology annotation, molecular function: transcription coregulator activity; DNA binding.